UGAAAUCAAUUCAUCCGCUCCUCCAUUACCCCUUCUAGCAGCUGCUUAACUCUUGGAGUCAUCAUCUAUGUUGACCCGUCACCACUCUCCUUCACCUAAUCAGCUGCAGCCGCCUUUCGCUAUCACCAUCUGAAAAUCAUACCAUUUGUGGAUAUAAAUUCCCAUUUUCUCGUACACAAGCUGCUCCUCCUGAAUUCUCGACAAUGUCUUCUUCUAUACCAUCCAAAAUGAAGGCCUGGGUUUACAACGAGUACGGCGGCGUUGAGGUGUUGAAAUUUGAGGCCGAUUUUCCAGUGCCGGAAGUAAAGGAUGAUCAGGUCUUGGUCAAGGUGGUGGCAGCGUCUCUUAACCCUGUCGAUUACAAGAGGAGGCUAGGGAACUUUAAGGCCAUUGAUUCGAAACCUCCUACUGUUCCAGGCUACGAUGUUGCUGGUGUGGUAGUUAAAGUUGGUAAUGAAGUAAAAGGCCUAAAAGAAGGAGAUGAAGUAUAUGGCGACAUAAAUGAAAAUGCACUAGAACAACCUAAACGAUACGGCUCGUUAGCCGAGUACACAUCUGUGGAGGAAAGAUUACUGGCUCUUAAGCCCAAGAAUCUUGAUUUUGCACAAGCUGCUAGUCUUCCUCUGGCAAUUGAAACUGCCUACGAAGGUCUUGAAACGGCCGGAUUUUCUGCCGGAAAAUCCAUACUCGUUUUAGGUGGUGCUGGUGGAGUUGGAUCUCUUGUAAUCCAGCUUGCAAAACAGGUGUUUGGUGCUUCAAAGAUUGCUGCUACUGCUAGCACAAGUAAACUGGAAUUUCUGAAAAGCUUGGGAGCUGAUUUGGCUAUUGACUACACCAAGGAGAACUUCGAAGACCUACCAGAAAAAUUCGACGUCGUUUAUGAUGCUGUCGGGCAGGAAGAUAGGGCACUGAAAGUAGUGAAGGAAGGUGGCAGUGUACUAUUAAUAGUUGGUGCAAAAACACCUACUGGUUUUUCAUUUGUACUUACUUCAAAUGGAGAAAUGCUGAAGAAGCUAAAUCCAUUUCUAGAGAGUGGGAAGGUGAAGCCGGUGCUUGACCCCAAGGGGCCAUUCCCUUUCGACAAGGUUAAUGAAGCUUUUGCUUAUCUUGAAACAAACCGAGCCACCGGAAAGGUGGUUAUAUAUCCGAUUAAUCCGUGAUCAGCAACUAGAAUACUAAGCUUAUUCCGUCUAAAAAUAUAUGAUACUAUGAUGUUAGAAUCGCAAUGUGGUUGAUAAUAUUUUGAAUAAGAUUUCAGAAUGGCAAUGUGGUUGAGAAUAGUUUGAAUAAUUAUAAAGUUUGUAUGGGGAAUUCUGUAGAUAUUGUUGAAGUGUGUUGUGACUGACAUAUGUAUUAGCUCAUGUAAAAUGGAGAAUAAUAAAGAUGCAGAUAUGAAUAGUCAGAAAAUAUGUGGAGUUCUACAUUUUUCUUCCUUUUCC
Messenger RNA from Olea europaea var. sylvestris, 1439 nucleotides. RefSeq names its product 2-methylene-furan-3-one reductase-like. The transcript has 4 exons. Lineage: Eukaryota; Viridiplantae; Streptophyta; Magnoliopsida; Lamiales; Oleaceae. The record is from RefSeq and is a predicted model, not a curated record. Bases 204 to 1160 code for a protein of 318 amino acids. Gene Ontology annotation, molecular function: oxidoreductase activity, acting on the CH-CH group of donors, NAD or NADP as acceptor; zinc ion binding.